GUGAAAUUCUCAUUUUGCCGGGCUUUUGAUAAAAUCACGUCACGUUGCACUGCUUCAUAGCUUUUUUUAGGAUUUAUCAAUUCUUUUAAUGUGUUUUGUUUGACUUUACUGAAGCCAAUUAUGCCGAAAGUAAAUACAAUACUUAAUUAUUUCACAUCCCCGAAAACUAUCAAAAAGUUAGAAACGGCAAAGGAAGAACGAGAAAAAUCGCAAACUCCUAAGAGAGAUCUAAAGAACAAAGGAUUUGUUAAGAAUGGAAAAGAAAACCAGAAUACCGAUGAUAAGAAAAGAUCAUAUAAGAAAGAUACUGAGGAAGAAGAAGAUGAACCAAUAAAGCCUAAAAGACGGCGUCUUAUUAUUCCUGAUGUUGACUCUGAUGAAGAUUCUGGAGAUGAAUUCAAACCAGGUUCUGAAUCUGAAGAAUCUGAAUCAGUUUCUGAAGGAGAUACAGAACAAGAACCUUCAACAGAGGAGGAGACACCAGAGAAAAAAAGGAAGACAUCCAGUGUUAAAUUCAAGUCGAAGCAAGCAAAUUCUCGUAAUACAAAGGCAAACAAAAAAGAUUUGAAACAGCCUUCGCAACCAGUUCAAAGUCAAAUUAUAAGCAAUGGACUUAACACUGCACACACUUGGCCUCAUUUGAAAUUAGAUUUCUUGCGUCCAGAGAAAAUAAGAGACAUACAUAGAAGAAUGCCGAACGAUCCAGAUUAUGAUUCUAAGACACUCUACGUACCCACUGAGUUUUUAAUUAAUCAAACUCCUGCGAUGAGACAGUGGUGGGAAUUAAAAAGUAAGCACUUUGACUGUGUAUUUUUCUUUAAAAUCGGUAAGUUCUAUGAGUUGUAUCAUAUGGAUGCAGUUAUUGGUGUCAACGAGCUCAGUCUUACAUAUAUGCGGGGUGAAUUCGCGCAUUCUGGAUUUCCUGAAAUUGGAUAUGGUCGUUAUUCGGCGAGUUUAAUAGAGAGAGGAUAUAAAGUCGCACGAGUUGAACAAACUGAGAAUCCAGAAAUGAUGGCAGCGCGUUGUAGCAAAAUGACUAAACCGACAAAGUUCGAUAAAGUGGUGAAACGUGAAAUUUGUCAGGUCAGUACCAGGGGUACGAGAGUAUAUACGCCAUUGGACGUGGAAGCAUCUACGCCAAACUCCAAUUAUCUAUUAUCCUUGGUCGAAAAGUGCAAUUUCAAUUCAACGAUCAGCUCUUUUGGAGUAUGCUUUAUAGAUACAACGAUAGGUGAAUUUUAUCUCGGCCAAUUUGUCGAUGAUCGCUGCAACUCGAGACUAUUGACUCUAUUGGCUCAUCAUCCACCAAUUCAUGUGAUAUACGAACGCAGUAAUUUAUCGCAAAAGACUCUGCAACUUAUAAAUAACACUCUACCGGCAGUGCUAAAAGAGCCGCUUCAGCGCGAGGCACAAUUCUGGUCUGCUACUACUGUGCUGAAAAAACUUCAUGAAGGAAGUUACUUCAAAAAAGAGAAGGACUCGAGUUUUGCAUGGCCUGAGGGUCUGAAACCGUAUUUAAACGAAGGAGACAGCUUGGGUUUAACACCGGCAGAUAACAAAGAAUUAGCAGUACACGCACUUGGAGGAUGCGUGUGUUUGUUGAAGGAGUUCUUACUCGAACAACAAUUAUUAGCGCAAGGCUGCUUCAAUACAUACAUUCCGCCAGAUUUUUCAACCGCGAAUAGCCGUACAGGUCUUAAUUAUGCAAACAACAUGGUGAUAGAUGCCGUUACGAUAAAAAAUCUAAGGCUCUUCGGAGAAGGUUCACUCAUUAAUAUAUUGGACCAUUGUUGCACUGCAUUCGGCAAAAGAUUGCUGCGCGAAUGGGUUUGCAGACCAUCUUGUCGCAAAACCGUUAUUAUAGAGCGCCAAGAAGCUGUACAAGAGUUGCUGGAUCGAAUGGACGUGAUGCAGUCGGCUCGCAUAAUUUUAUCAACUCUGCCAGACCUCGAAAGACUUUUGAGCAAGAUACACGCUCAAGGAAAUGCUGCUAAAAUGAAAAAUCAUCCGGAAGGUAGAGCCAUAAUGUUUGAAGGGCCGACAUAUUCGAAGAGGGUGAUCGUAGAUUUCACUACGACACUCGCCAAAUUCGAAGAAGUGUUAAAAUUCAUCGAACUGUUUGAUGAUUUCAAAAGUAACCUGAUAACUCGCUACACCCAGUACGAACCGAACGGUGAUUUCCCUCGUUUAAGAGAGACAUUAGACUAUUUUAAGACCGCAUUCGAUCAUGAAGAAGCUAAGAAGCAAGGCUACAUCGUUCCAAAGAAAGGAGUUGACGCUGAAUAUGAUUCAGUUCUGACUGAGCUUGCAGACAUCAAAAAAGAUCUAGACAAAUACUUGGAAAAACAAAAGCAACAUUUCGGCGUAAAAAUAACGUUCCAUGGAACAGAUAGGAAACGUUAUCAAAUUGAGAUUCCCGAGUCGCAAGUUAAGAAAGUCGGUCCUGGAUACGAAUUACAGUCACAAAGGAAAGGCUUCAAACGUUAUUAUACCGCCGAGGCAAAGGAACUUUUGACAAGACAAAUGAAUGCCGAAGAGCAUAAGGACAAGGUGUUGAAAGAUCUUAACAGGCGAAUAUUCGCGCAGUUCAGUGAAAAAUACGAUAUGUGGCAUGCGGCCGUUUACAAAUUGGCCACCAUGGAUGUGCUCAUCUCCCUCGCGGAUUAUGCGCGGAACGGCGAUAUGUGUAUCCCGGAAAUUCAUGAUGGAUCCGAUGGCGAGAUAUUCAUCAAGAUAAAAGACGGACAACAUCCUUGCAUCGUGUCUGACAACUUUAUACCGAACGACACUUUAUUGGCAACCGACGGUACCGCCUCUUUCAUGAUUCUGACGGGACCGAACAUGGGAGGCAAAUCGACUCUUAUGCGCCAAAUGGGCCUAAUCACGAUCAUGGCGCAGAUAGGCAGCUACGUUCCAGCCAGCUCGUGCUGCAUGACGCUGGUGGACCGUAUUUUCACGCGGCUGGGCGCAAACGACGAUAUUUUGGCCGGCCAGAGUACGUUUUUGGUCGAGCUGAGUGAAACCGCUACAAUACUGCAACGCGCUACACCCUAUUCGCUGGUACUUCUCGACGAGUUGGGACGUGGCACGUCAACUUAUGAUGGUACGGCAAUAGCGGCUGCGGUCGUUGAUGCAUUGACCAAGCUUAAAUGUCGUACAUUAUUCUCAACGCAUUACCAUUCUCUAGUUGAAGAUUAUAAAACUAACGAAGAAGUCACGUUAGCUCAUAUGGCAUGUAUGGUGGAAACUGAAGAGGAAGAGGAAGUGUCGCAAGAGACCGUGACGUUUUUGUACAAGCUCAGCGAAGGGGCAUGUCCGAAAUCCUACGGAUUCAAUGCCGCUCGAUUGGCAGGCGUACCGUCUGUAAUCACAAAGAGAGCUCACGAGAUAGCUAGUAGGAUGGAGCAGGAAACUAAUCACAAGCACAUCUUUAAUGCUCUUUGCAAAGCCAACGGUGUCAGAAUGAGAAGUCUCAUUGCUACCAUUUAAUGUCUCGAAUAUAGUAUUACGGUAAAAAUACUCAUUAUAAUUAUCUUUGAAAAAAUUGUUUGGAAAAAAGCGUGAUUACUUUGCAAGGAUUUAUGAGUUGUACAAAAUGUUCUUAAGCGAUUAUCUAUCUAUGAAUAUGUAAAAACGGGCAUUAUAUGUACUUACCUUUUUCUUAUGUAUUUUCAAACAGGUAUCAAGCUGCGCUCCAAGUAACUUAUUGCAUUUUUAAUCUAUAUAAUAACAGUAUUUGCUCCAUAUAAGAAUUUAAUACAUAUUGUAAUGCUUUAUCCAUUGUUACACAUACACAUAUAUAAAAACAAAGCCAAAUCAUUACUUUUGUUUGAUUGCUUAAUGUAAUAUUCGCUUAAUGUACUAUAUAUUGAUAAUUCUUGUUUAGUAUGUACUUAAUUUUGUAAUUGCGUUACGUGUUUUUUACGUUGAUUUAUUUUCACAAUAAAAACUAUCACAAAUGUACAUUGCAGACGUACGAUUUAAAGUUGCUUCGAUUCUUUACGGCUACAAUUUGGGAAGGAACAAGGCGGCGGCGAUAUCUUGCUUACAAAAUUUUAUUAAUCAUUGCCAGAGUAUAAAAAGACUACUUAUGAUGAGUACGAAAAUGCAUUGUGUUACAAUGUUUACUCACACCAAACAACCGCGUAAGAAACUUUGCGUGGAAAAAAGAGAAACGCUAAUACAUGUGCACGAGCUCUUUACUACGAAAUAAAUACAUUAGAUUAUGCAGUAUGAUAGCUAUCGUAAGUGAAGAGAAGCGGGGCAACAGGCGGACGAUUUCGUCACCCGGUUGAAAAGAAGAUAAGUAUACAAUACCGAUAAAUAGAUAAAUAAUAAUAGUUUCGCGAAUAAAUCUGACAAGGGAACCGUCGGAGCUGUCCCUCAUCGAUUUUGAUGGGCUUUGGAUAUGUUGUAGAACAUAAAAACAUAUUACACUCAUAUUUUUUUUUAUCAGUGUAUCUCAAGGUUUAGGGAGUGAAAUAUCUUCUUGAAAAAUAUGGAUUUUAUCGUUUGUAGCAAAUAUCUUCAAAACUGUGCGAUAUAUAAAUAAAUGUUUAAUACAAAAGUUAUAUGGUAUUUUGUGCUCUAUA
Molecule: messenger RNA, 4592 nt
Organism: Acromyrmex echinatior (Panamanian leafcutter ant)
Lineage: Eukaryota; Metazoa; Arthropoda; Insecta; Hymenoptera; Formicidae
Gene: Msh6
Product: DNA mismatch repair protein Msh6
Biological process (GO): mismatch repair
Cellular component (GO): MutSalpha complex; nucleus
Molecular function (GO): ATP-dependent DNA damage sensor activity; ATP binding; mismatched DNA binding
Source: RefSeq, a predicted model, not a curated record